AUCAGCAUAUAUUAAUCUACUAAUACCCAUCAUAAUGUCCUCCAACUCUUUAAAGGCGCAAUCCAUCUUAAACUCGCUUUCCAUGAAGAACGAGUCCCCGACGGCGGAGCACGUCUUGCCGUACGCGUGGACCAUAUGGCAUCAUUCGCGUGCACGCCCGUCAGGCGAGUCCGCGGCGGCAGAAGAAGAGGAUGAGACACUGGUACCGCCCGCAGUUGACCUGUACCUCCAGACGACCACGGCGUUAUCGUUCCCCAGCACAGCGUCACAGGGCACUACCGACAAGAUUGCAUCGGUGGAGCAGUUGUGGCAGUCGCUCGCACUUUUGAAGCGCGCACCGACACUCCCGACCGGCACGGAAUUCCUCAUCUUCAAGCACGGAGUACAACCGGUGUGGGAGGACCCCGUCAACACCAAGGGGGGGCGCUGGGUGUUCCGCUUCACGCGGCGCACCAGUCACGGUGGCAAGCGCGACACUCGUGGUGCGGGCGGCCACGUGAGCGCACUGGAGGUAGUGCAGAUUCGCAAGCGCACGUCCCUUAUCUGGGAGCGUCUCGUGUUGCGGCUGCUCGGCGGCUCGCUUGUGCCAGGUGAGCACGCCGACACGUUGCUCCGCGACAUCUCCGGAUUGGUGUUGUCCGUGCGCAAGGACGAGGAUAUCAUUUCGGUAUGGAACUCCAACACGCACUUCGACAAGCAGCGCCGUGACGAAGAGGACACCAAGAAGUUGACUUCCUUUUCUGCGCGCCGCAUCUUGUGCGACGCCAUCCUCCGCAUCAUUCGCGAGGCCGACUUGAUCAUGGACGGUGCCGAUGCAGUCCACACCACCGACCCAGGCUCCAACGACCGUGUACAGGGUGUGUCGUUCGAGUAUCGCUUGCAUUCGGAACAGGGCACGCCCAGCUCCGCCUCCCAUGGCCAUCGCAACAGACGUGAUGAAGACAGAAAGUACUCGCGAAAGUUUAACAAGCGCGACGUCAGCGCGCCCGCCCCCACCACCAUUGACCAGAUUAUCGGCGGUAGCCAGGACUUCAGCGCGUUGGGGAGAACCCUUAGAAAGGACGACGAGGACGAAGAGUUGGGCGGGUUGUUAAGUUUCAGUAAGAGACGUUUGCAGCAGCAGCGUGAGAAGGAGAAUAAGGCAUAGUCACUGGGCACUGAAGGCGAGCAAACUGUUGAUUGUUGAAUGUUAUAAAUUGAAAAAUAUGACACAGGUGUUUAGUAUCUGUAUUUAGAUGAUACAGAGGGCCCACGCUAGAAUAAAGCGCGCUGCCACUUGGGCAUUAAUUAACGUGUAAUAAAGAUUGUUGCCUUCAGCUAUGAAAAACGGUAAUAGUUACCACAAACCAUCACACAAGGGGUAUAUCGAUUUAAGUAACAGAGGUUCCCCCGUUUGGGCAAUAUGUGAUUUUGGGCAAUUCUCGGGGUAUGCCAUCAAAAAUCCAACGACUUAGGAAAAAGCGGGUUUAGAUUCUCAGAUGGGCUUACAGGGUCUUACGGGUAUUGGCGGCAUGCCAAACGGCUGUAUUAGCGUGCUGCAGGUCUUGGCAGAGAAGCCUGCGAGUUAGACGAUAAAUCUUCUCCAAUUCAUCUCUAAGUUAAUCCAGAGAUAUCAGAUAUAUUCAC
Molecule: messenger RNA, 1626 nt
Organism: Babjeviella inositovora NRRL Y-12698
Lineage: Eukaryota; Fungi; Ascomycota; Pichiomycetes; Serinales
Exons: 1
Coding region: 35-1147 (370 amino acids)
Biological process (GO): translational initiation
Cellular component (GO): eukaryotic translation initiation factor 4F complex; cytoplasm
Molecular function (GO): RNA 7-methylguanosine cap binding; translation initiation factor activity
Source: RefSeq, a predicted model, not a curated record